CUGAUCAGUAAGGAAAUCUGCAGUGAUUAAGAUCAAUAUUUGUUUAGAGUAUGAAUCGAAUGAAUAUGAUUGACUCGAGGAGUGAUUAGCUUGAUUUGAGAUGCAAUUUCGAAUGUGUAACUGAGAAUUUACCCAAAGUCAAAUUAGAUGGCUUGUGGCUGAAAUCCUGGGCCCAAUUUUGGCGUGCUUUCAAAUUAUAAAACCGUUGGAAUUCAUUUCUCGAAUACUGGUAAUUUAUCUGGAGCUAUGUUGGUGGAUGAUGGCGAUUUUGGUAGUAGGGCGAUGGCCAAAUACGUGGACUUAGUGCUGUUUUCCGCCACCGUCGUGGCGGCGAUCUGGCCGAGGGUUUGUACGGCGCAGGAGAACAACACUUGCGACACUCACGCGAGGUGCGGCGCGUUUGGGAGCUGCAAUUCGCACGAUUCCCCAAUUUGCAGUUGCUUGCAGGGAUUCUACCCUAGAAACGCGCAGGAAUGGGACGCCGGGAACUGGACGAGCGGCUGCGUGCGGAAGGUACCGUUGAAUUGCGAAUCCAAUAAUGGCGGACGAGAGGACGCGUUCCUGAGGCUUCAGGAGAUGAAGAUAUCGGGCUAUUCGGACCGGUGGUUCGGGCCGGCGGUUCAGUGCGAAGGUCGGUGCCUGUCGAACUGUUCCUGCAUCGCCUACGGGUACGACGUAGGCAUUGGGUGUAUGUUCUGGCGCGGAGCUUUAAUGGAUAUUCAGAAAUUUCCGAGUGGAUCGGCGGGCUCCGAUCUCCAUAUUCGCGUAGCAAGUUCUGAAUUGGAGGGCAAGAAGAGCUCUAAUAAGACUGUUAUUAUUGCUGUUGUUGUUGCUGUUGUUUUUGGCCUAGCUGCUGCAGCAAUCUGUUCUUAUUUUUGUUGGAAAUGGAGGACUAAACGAAGAGGCCGCGAAAGGAGUGAGCCUCCAAAACUGGGAGGAUCUACUUCAGUUUCUUCGUCGGCCCCUGAUUCAUUGAUUCCGGUGAAUUUAGAAGAGUUACCAUUGUUUAAGUUUGAUAUACUGGCGAAUGCGACGGAUAAUUUUUCUGAAGGUAAUAAGCUCGGGAAGGGUGGUUUUGGCCCUGUUUAUAAGGGCGUGUUGGCGAAUGGAAGAGAGAUUGCUAUCAAGAGGCUGUCGAAAGCAUCGGGACAAGGCGUGCAAGAAUUUAUGAACGAAGUGGUCCUAAUUUCCAAACUCCAACAUAGGAAUCUUGUUCGAUUGCUGGGGUGCUGUGUCGAGAAUAGAGAGAAUAUGCUGGUAUAUGAGUUCAUGCCCAAUAAAAGCGUCGACUUUUUUCUAUUUGAUCCAUCGCAGGAGAUCUUGGAUUGGAGAAAGCGAAUGAACAUUAUGAAAGGAAUUUGUCGAGGCCUCUUGUAUCUUCACAGGGAUUCGCGAUUGAAAAUCAUCCACCGCGACCUCAAGCCUAGUAACAUCUUGCUUGAUGAUGACUGGAACCCGAAGAUCUCCGACUUUGGCAUGGCCAGAAUAUACGAAACCAAGCAAGAUCACGUCAGCACUGUGCGAGUGGUAGGAACAUACGGGUAUAUGGCGCCGGAGUAUGCAAUGGAAGGAAGAUUUUCUGAAAAAUCCGAUGUUUUCAGCUUCGGAAUCUUGAUUCUGGAGAUUACUAGCGGCAGAAAAAACUCGAGCUUCCAUCGACAAGGAGUCACGAUGAACUUGCUUGGACAUGCAUGGAAGCUCUGGAAUGAGGCAAAUAUCGUCGCCCUGAUCGAUCCCAGAAUUUCAGAUCCGAGCUGCGAAUCCGAGGUCUUGAGAUGCAUCCACAUCGGGUUAUUGUGCGUGCAAGAACUUCCCGUCACUCGGCCAUCCAUUUCAGCCGUGCUGUCGAUGCUAAGCAGCAGUGCCUUCGAGCUUCCCAUCCCAAAACAACCUGCAUUCGCCGUAUCCAAGUCGAGCCAUUCGAAUACGGGCGCCACGAGUUCUUCGCAGACUAGUUCGUCGGCGAACGAUCUCACGCUCACAAUGGUCGACGGGCGAUAGUACUACGAUUUGAUUUCCGAUGUCGCUGACGAUGCCGGAAAAUAGAAAAUGUUAGAAUAAUGACAUUAGCUCCAGAUCACAAGCUCUACCAAAACUAAUUACAAUGGCGUCUCAAUCAAUCGCAGAAAUGAAACGAGAAUCAAUGAUGAUGAUGAUGGAGCAGCAUCGAUGUGGCUUGAGCGAGGAGAUGUGGACUCAAUCGGAACAUCAACACACAAAACUCCUUCUGAUUCAGGCAUCCAUCGCCGUCCAGAUCUCCUUCCCUCAACAUACUCCGGAGCAGCUCCUCGUCGCCGGCGG
Messenger RNA from Andrographis paniculata, 2301 nucleotides. RefSeq names its product G-type lectin S-receptor-like serine/threonine-protein kinase At1g11330. Gene Ontology annotation, molecular function: protein serine/threonine kinase activity; ATP binding. Bases 247 to 2001 code for a protein of 584 amino acids. Gene Ontology annotation, biological process: recognition of pollen; protein phosphorylation. The record is from RefSeq and is a predicted model, not a curated record. The transcript has 8 exons. Lineage: Eukaryota; Viridiplantae; Streptophyta; Magnoliopsida; Lamiales; Acanthaceae.